Molecule: messenger RNA, 708 nt
Organism: Aspergillus bombycis
Lineage: Eukaryota; Fungi; Ascomycota; Eurotiomycetes; Eurotiales; Aspergillaceae
Product: 3,4-dihydroxy-2-butanone-4-phosphate synthase RIB3
Exons: 3
Coding region: 1-708 (235 amino acids)
Biological process (GO): riboflavin biosynthetic process; aerobic respiration
Cellular component (GO): mitochondrial intermembrane space; cytosol
Molecular function (GO): 3,4-dihydroxy-2-butanone-4-phosphate synthase activity
Source: RefSeq, a predicted model, not a curated record
AUGCCAGCAGACACCGAUCCCAGUCUUCAAUUCGAUUCAAUUGAGGAUACAAUCAAGGCUUUCAAGAAUGGCGAAUUCAUAAUUGUCCUUGAUUCGCAAGACCGUGAAAAUGAAGGCGAUCUCAUUAUUGCUGCCGACUCAAUUACCCCCGCUCAGAUGGCUUUCCUGGUUCGCUUCACAAGUGGUUUAAUUUGCGCACCUGUAUCCCCCGAAAUCGCCAGUCGACUCAGUCUACCCCAGAUGGUGCUUGAGAACGCAGACCCGAAAGGAACCGCCUACACGAUCUCCGUCGACUCAAGUGACCCAACCGUUACCACCGGUAUCUCUGCGCAGGACCGCGCCCUUGCAUGCCGAACGCUUGCCUCUCCGACUGCUCGCGCCGAAGAUUUUCGGAGACCGGGCCAUAUUAUCCCCCUCCAGGCCAGGAGCGGUGGCGUGCGUGAGCGUAGAGGACACACUGAAGCCGCAGUCGAGUUCUGCCGUCUGACCGGUAAGGUACAAGCUGGUGUGAUUGCUGAGUUAGUGGAGGAUGGAGAGCUGGUCCCGGGUGUCCCAGAGAUCGGUGGCAAUAACGACAUGAUGAGACGUGAUGGGUGCUUGAAGUUUGGCAAGAAAUGGGGCAUCAAGGUAUGCACCAUCGAAGACCUGGUUGAAUACGUCGAGAAAGUAGAAGGUAGCCCUCCUGUUUUCACAAAUGGAAAGCAGUAA